UUUGAAUCAUUUACAUGCCAUUUUUGUCUGUGACUAUAAUUAUUGAGGAUGGUAUCAUAGCGUAAUUUAACUUAUCACCCCUGUGCAAAAUCGAGGUAAUCCAAAAUAGUGGGAACAAUUUUUUAUCAAGUUCCAAACAGCUCUGGAAUUUGGUUGUUUUCUUCGUUAGUAUGGCUGAUCAAGGCUCUAAAAAGGCUACUAAGAAGCUAGCAAACGAAGAUGAUCAACUGCUUCCGUUCAUUACCAGCUAUUUCAAAAACUGUGGACUUGUAGGCUUAAUUUUCGGAGCGGGAUAUUUCAACUUCAGCAUUGCCUGGCCUAUUUUUGGACUUCUCAUUUUUAUGUGGAAUGAGAAAAGAAAACGAGCAAGACAGUAUAGAAUCGACACAACACACGCUCUUGUAAAAGAUGAGAAAGCAACUGUCCUGGCCAGAGUCGAUGAACUCCCAUCUUGGGUUUUCUACCCAGAUAUUGAAAGAGCAGAAUGGGUCAAUAAUAUCAUUGGGCAGUUAUGGCCAUUUAUUGGAGAUUAUGUGAAGAAGAUCUUGGUGGAGACAGUACAACCACAAGUGAAAGCCAACCUGCCCUCUGCGCUCAAAUCUUUUGCAUUUGAGACAAUUGACCUUGGAGAUAUUCCUCCCAGGAUUGGAGGGGUCAAGGUUUAUACAGAGCAUGUGAGCCGGGAUGAAAUUGUGAUGGAUCUAGAAAUCUACUAUGCCAGUGAUGCCCAAGUGAAGGUUAACAUCAAGAACAUCACAGCUGGUAUCAAAGAGCUGCAGAUCCAUGGCACAAUGAGGGUGGUCAUGAGCCCCCUGAUCCCAGUGUCACCCCUAAUAGGGGGCAUUACUGUAUUCUUCCUUAAUCCACCUUCUGUUGAGUUCAAUUCUACUGACCUGGGAAAUGUUUUGGAUAUUCCUGGGCUAAGUGACAUUGUACGUAACAUUAUAGAGGACCAGAUUGCUGCAUUCCUUGUGUUGCCCAAUAGGAUCCCAGUUCAGCUGGCAGAGGGUAUUAACCUACAGGCCCUCAGGUUCCCAACUCCUCAAGGAGUUUUAAGGAUGCAUAUCAUUGGAGCAAGAGAUCUAAAGAGAGCUGAUAUUGGACUCCUAGGGAAAGGCAAAUCUGACCCAUAUGCUGUUAUACAUGUUGGAGCUCAGAAGUUCAAGACCAAAGUAAUCCCGAAUACUGUAACACCAGGCUGGAACACAUACUUUGAGGCCAUUGUGGAUCAGAGAUCUGGGCAAUUCUUUGAGCUGGAGAUUAAAGAUGAAGACCCUGGAGAAGAUGACAGAUUGGGAAGUAUUGGUAUAGAAAUUGCCUCAGUUGCUGACAAAGGGGAGAUUGACUCUUGGAUGCCAUUGGGAGAUGUGGAGACUGGUAUGGUUCAUGUAUGUCUAUCCUGGCUACAUCUCACCACAGACCCCACAGAACUCUAUAAGGCAAUUGCUAUGAAUCACCAGGUGCAUACCAAUGAUACCCUAUGUAGCUGCGUCAUCUUGGUUUAUGUCGACUCUGCAGCCAAUUUGCCACGUUCCCGUAAAACUAUGGCUGAGCCAUCCUCAUAUGUUAUAUUGACUGUUGGACAAGAAGAGAAAGUCAAGACACCUAUAAUGGCCGACACGAAUAAUCCACGUUAUGAGAAGUUCUACCAGUUCCUUGUAAAGAACCCCCAAGUACAAGAUGUUGAUAUUGAAAUUAGGGACAAGAAGGGAGGAGACAAGAAGAUUGGAAGUCUACUUGUGCCCAUGAAACAGUUGUUGUCAGCCCCAGGAUUGACCUUAGAACAGCCAUUCAGACUACAGAACUCUGGACCCCAGAGUACUAUCAACCUGAAAUUAGCUUUAAAGAUUCUUAGCCAGAAUCCCCAAGUUCUCCCACCAGAUGAGGGGACAGAUGUUGACAGUGGAAUCAACAUUCCUACUGCCUCAGAUAAUAGUCCAGCUUCAACCCCUGUUGACCAACCUGAAUCCCCUUCUGACCCUAAACCUACCCCAAGUUCACCAGAACCCCGUCCACUGCCACCUACAACACUUAACAAUGAGGAGGAGGCAGAGGUUGAGACUUUGAUCCCUGAAGCUGAUAUGAGCCUAGAGUCACAGGGAGGUGAUCUUAGACAUAGAUCUGUGGGACCAGCUGUACCCGCUGGCAGUCCAACAGGAGGUAGUGGCGCUGGUGUAGCAGGACUGGGGAAGAUACAACUGACCAUAAGAUACAGCACACAGAGGUCAAGACUUGUAGUGGUCAUACAUAAAUGUGUGAAUCUCAUACCAUGUGACGAUGAUAACCUUGCAGACCCAUAUGUCAGGAUAAGACUGAUGCCUGAUAAAUCCAGCAAAAAGAAGACCGAAACCAUCAAGAACCAACUUGACCCCAUAUUUGAUGAAACAUUUGAGUUCAAUGUGAACCAAGCAGAGGCAAGUCAGAGACAGCUGGACAUUGCAGUGAAGAAUUCUGUGGGAUUAUUCUCUGGGGCAAGGAAAUACAUGGGAACGGUUUUAGUGGAUCUUAACCAGUUUGAUCUGACCAAAGCAGUAACAGAAUGGUUUGACUUGGAAGAACCAGAAGACAAAGACUAAAAUGCUUCCAUAGACUUGCCAUACUACAAUAUGCACCUGAACAAAACAUUAACAGUCAGACCAAAAUACACUACCAGUAGCUUAGAUUCACACAAUGGCUUGCAACAAAGGGAUAGAGAUCUUGACUAAACAUGCACAUAGAAUUUAAUGAGUCAUUCUGGAAUAUGGAGUAUGGAAUAUGAAAUUUUAGUUCUCUGAAUUCAAUUUAGUUCAAAUACUGUUGCUCAAAAACAUUUGUUUCUCAUAAAUGGAAAUUGUCAAAAAUAUGCCAAAUUGUUAGUUAGAAAUUGUCAAAUUGUUAGACUUGUACGGUAUAGGACACUGUUUUUCUGUUGAAUAAUGUUCAAUGAGCCUGAAAAACAAUAACAAUAUGGAGUAUGACAAAUCUGUUUGAUAUGGUGGUCUAUAAAAGUGUAUAUAACAUAACACUGUAUCUAAUAUACUCUUAGAUAUCAUAUUCAUGUAAUAUUUCUACAUAAAGUCUAAUGAAUGUAUGGUAUAUGUUUUAUAUUUGAAGUUUUGAAUUUUAGCCAUGGUUUUAAUUUAUGUACUUUCAAUUCACAUAUGUUACAAUGAACUUAUUGUCAGUAUGAAAUCCUAUUUUAGUUACCCACUACCCUUUUUCUCAUAUGAUAAUUCACUAGAUAUACUUGAGUAUAAGCACACGUUCAGAAUUUAACCCCAUGCCAAGUUUGAUUUGGUCAGCUUAUUUUUCAGCAUGUAUAGAAAAAACAGAUUGGAUUUAUAAUUCAAAAUAAUUCAUAAUAGCAACUUGUUCAUAAUACAGUUUUGACCAGUAGAACUAUAAGUUCAUCCUAAUGAUACCCCCAUCCCAUAGAAACUUACUUUUAAGGUGAU
Molecule: messenger RNA, 3434 nt
Organism: Owenia fusiformis
Lineage: Eukaryota; Metazoa; Annelida; Polychaeta; Sabellida; Oweniidae
Source: the annotation of a GenBank genome assembly